Pistacia vera is the source of this 435-nucleotide messenger RNA. RefSeq lists its product as uncharacterized. Bases 50 to 310 code for a protein of 86 amino acids. The transcript has 3 exons. The record is from RefSeq and is a predicted model, not a curated record. Lineage: Eukaryota; Viridiplantae; Streptophyta; Magnoliopsida; Sapindales; Anacardiaceae.
UUAUAUUAUAAAGUCUGCUACCUUAAUUCAGAAACAAGAAAACUUUGCCAUGGGGCGUUGGAUGAAGCCAGAGAUUUAUCCUCUCUUGGGCGCCAUGACAUUUGUGACCAGUAUGUGCAUCUUUCAGCUUACCAGAAACAUGUUGUUAAAUCCGGAUGUCAAAAUAAACAAGGCUCAUCGUACCAUGGGAGUGCUUGAGAAUCAAGAGGAAGGAGAAAAGUAUGCAGAGCAUGGCCUGCGAAAGUUCCUCAGAACCCGCCGUCCUGAAAUUAUGCCUUCAAUAAAUCACUUCUUCUCCGAAGAUAAAUGAAUAUUAUGUUUAUUAUGGAACAUUCUGGACAGUUUAUCAUCAACUUUGUAAUAUCAUUGGUUUAACAAAUCUUAGUUGUUUUGUUUCAAAGAUUAUAGUAAUUAAAGUCCCGCAGUUUUAUCCAA